Penicillium longicatenatum is the source of this 450-nucleotide messenger RNA. RefSeq lists its product as uncharacterized. The transcript has a single exon. NCBI's taxonomy places the organism in Eukaryota, Fungi, Ascomycota, Eurotiomycetes, Eurotiales, Aspergillaceae. Bases 1 to 450 code for a protein of 149 amino acids. The record is from RefSeq and is a predicted model, not a curated record.
AUGGCUUGGUUCACCGGAAUCAAUCAUGAAGGGCUACUCAAUGGUGGAGGACCUUUGAUCCAUUCCCUCCUCGCUUCCAGCGCGCUCUUUGGAAUCACCCAAGCGUUCCCAUUGUCAGAGCAGUCAAACACUACCAGCGCCAACUUGAUCUCUGACUCCACCUUGCUGCAGACCACAUGGUCAUUUAACUGCUAUUCCGCCUCCAAAGCGUGCAGGGGAACAGGUAACACGUCAGGUGGAAGUUCCUCCAAGCAUGCCUGCGCAUCGAUUGCCGCGGCCGGUUGUACUCGGUACACAUUCAACGGAGGGGGAGAGUUCAAAUUGUGUCUUUAUGAGGAAACAGACUGCGGUGGUACUUUGCUCACAAGUGUUAAUGGAGGAAGCGUUACCUGCCUUGAUUUGGAUAGCCCUAAGAGCUUUAAGGUUGUGAUACGCGAUACCGAUUGCUAG